Micropterus dolomieu (smallmouth bass) is the source of this 2076-nucleotide messenger RNA. It is a transcript of the gene mtnr1al, whose product is annotated as melatonin receptor type 1A like. The record is from RefSeq and is a predicted model, not a curated record. Gene Ontology annotation, cellular component: membrane. Gene Ontology annotation, molecular function: melatonin receptor activity. The transcript has 2 exons. The coding region runs from base 1 to 1068 and encodes 355 amino acids. Lineage: Eukaryota; Metazoa; Chordata; Actinopteri; Centrarchiformes; Centrarchidae. Gene Ontology annotation, biological process: G protein-coupled receptor signaling pathway.
AUGUUGAAUGGACCGACCUUCCGCGACCACGACCCGAUGCGACUCGUCGACCCGAGGCACCUUCCGCAACUGAUGUCCCUUGAGGACCAUGAGCCCACCAUGGUGGUAGGGACCCUGUGGCCCCGCAACUCCACGCCGGCAGAGGAGGAGGAGGGGGCUCCGGGUCAGCAGCACCAGUCCUUUCCCUGGGUGGUGACCCUGCUGGCCGGCGUCCUGAUCACGACCAUCGUGGUGGAUGUUAUCGGGAACCUGCUGGUCAUCGUGUCCGUGUUCAGGAACAGGAAACUCAGGAAAGCAGGAAACGCCUUCGUGGUGAGCCUGGCUCUUGCUGACUUGGUGGUCGCCAUCUAUCCAUACCCGCUGGUGCUGACCGCCAUUUUCCACGACGGCUGGAUUGCCGGCUACAUCCACUGUCAGAUCAGCGGCUUCCUCAUGGGCCUCAGCGUCAUUGGCUCCAUCUUCAACAUCACCGGCAUCGCCAUCAACCGCUACUGCUACAUCUGCCACAGCCUUAAGUACGACAAAGUGUUCUCCAACAGCAACACCAUGUGCUACGUCGUGCUCGUCUGGGCCCUCACCAUCCUCGCCAUCGUGCCCAACUGGUUUGUGGAGUCACUGCAGUACGACCCACGGGUGUACUCCUGCACCUUCGCCCAGUCGGUCAGCUCGCUGUACACCAUCACGGUGGUGGUGGUGCACUUCAUCCUGCCGAUCGGCAUCGUCACCUACUGUUACCUGCGUAUCUGGAUCCUUGUCAUCCAGGUGAGGCGAAGGGUCAAGCCGGACUCGCGGCCAAAGAUCAAACCACACGACCUCCGCAACUUCCUCACCAUGUUCGUGGUGUUCGUACUCUUCGCCGUCUGCUGGGCGCCACUGAACCUGAUCGGCCUGGCCGUGGCGCUGGACUCCAGGCUAACCCGGGCGAUACCUGAGUGGCUGUUCACAGCCAGCUACUUCAUGGCGUACUUCAACAGCUGCCUCAACGCCGUCGUCUACGGUGUCCUGAACCACAACUUCAGGAAGGAGUACAAGAGGAUCGUCCUGAUCAUCUUCAAGCUUCACUGCUGAGACAAUACACUGAGCUGAGGGGGAGGCAAAGGGUGGGCGUAAUUUUAACUUAUGUGACAAGAAAAGGCUUUUAAAAAGCAACUAAUGAAAAAAAGAGGAACUCAACCAUGACAAAGAGGUGAAAACAGAACUAAUGAAAGGAAAUAUUCAUCUCGUUAUACAACCCUGUGUUGUAAAAUGAUAAAUAAAUCUACCUUGUACUUUGGAAAGAAAACAAAUAAUAGUAUUGUAGAAGGAAGAAAGAAAAAUGCUUUGUAUGAGAGAGAAAAAAAUAAAGAGCUUUAAUAGCUGGAGGCUGAGAGAGGUGGAGGGUAGAGAUGAAGUGAAAUAAAUGAUGCCACACAGAGUUAUCAGUGAUGCCUUCAGGGAAAUUGAGAGACUUAAAAAAUACAGAGAGGGAGGGAGAGACCAGAGUUUGGGAGUAACUUAGUAAUGUGUUUUAUCAUGGCUUUCUUUGGUAUUUCAUGAAUUACUGUUUGAAAAUAAAAAUAAGUUGUUACUUAGGUUUUUACCAACUUCAUACUCAAUUUGAAGUUGCAUAGUUCUUAGUGAUCAUCUCCUUCCCCCUGAUUCAUUUGACGCAUACAAUCAUCCAUGAACUAUUUUCAAGACAGAAAUCCAAUAAUAUCCAAAACUGUGAUUUUCUUAAAGCUGUCUCUGUUUCCUGAUUGUUCACAGAAUUAAAUUUGACUAACGCUGCUCAGAAUGAAGAGAGUAUUUUUAAAAAAAAAAAGGAAUUUAUUGAACAGAAAUACAAAUUGGUGCUUUUUGGGAAUAUUAAGUGGUGUUAUAUACUUUUAAAUUAAGGUGCUACAUGCACAAUUUCAAAUAUCAAGAACAUGAACUGUGAUAGAGGCUGACAUUCUUCUUGGCUUUAGUUUUGUUUGUUUACGGAAAUCAUUUUGACGUUUUAAAUUUGAAAUGAAUGAUUCUUUGGAGGAACAAGCCAAACUCUAACUGGGACAAAGAAAGGAAAAUGCGAGAGGAUGGAUGGAGGGGCAAGACAGA